UGUAAACAUAUUAAUAUGUUUUAUACAGUAGAAUUUAUAGCUACUGUAUACAUAUUGAUAUACUGUAAUUUGCAUUAGUAAAAUAAAUUUUCCUCAGUGGUUGGGGCACCAAAACCGGCUCCAGCCCAUGGACCCACAUCCUUGUACAUCCAGCCCUGUUUAGCAGAGAUCCUGAUUGUUAGAAAAAUCCAUGGGCCUUGCUUUUUGUUGUGUUCCAGCAGAAACUGGUUAAGUUCUCAUGAUUUCUGGGUUAAUAUUAUAUUUAUAUAAAAUAUUUAUAUAUUAUAACUAUACUUAUUUCUAUCCUGUACCAGUGUGAUUUAGUUUUUUUGGGAUAGGAAGACCUCUGCUGUCUGGUGUCAUUUAUUGAUUCUCUUCAGUCUUAAUAGAAAUAGUUCAGAGUUAAACUUCUUGUCAACCAGAGUUUGGUAUUUUUCAUAAUUUUGAGUCUACUUCAGAGUUUGCUUUUGAUUGCCAAGAUUUAGUGAUUAAAUACUGUACAUUUUGCAAGUUACUGGACAUACCUUUUACUUUUAGCUAAUUUAACCCUUCAUGUUUUUUGCUGUAUGAAGAAUGUCAUAUUUUUGUGCAAUUGUAGUAAUUUCUGUACUGUUCAUUAGAAUCCUUAUAUUGGAAAUGCAGAGGCACGUUACUGCCACCAAUAUUUUUUUUCACCAUAAACGUUUCACUCAAAGCUAAAUACCAAGUUACGACACACUUUUCAGAUUUGUUUUGGUUGUAUUUUUUUAUUUGCAAAACCGUAGUUGUCUUAAUCGACUUCAGAAUUAUGUACAACUAUGAUGAGAUAGUUUUUUACAUAAAAUUAUGAAAGAUUAGAAUAGACGUUUGUGGGUUUAUGUAGCCAUAAUACAUUUUUCUCUCUCUAAGACCAUUGUACUAUUUGGAGAAUGUGGGAAAAAUGUGUGACUUAUUUAUGAUGAUGUAACCACGAUCUGAAACAGAUGAAAACUAGCACAUUUACUUCAGGAUUUUUUUUUUCUCUUUCACUUUUCACAAAGCUGGUUGGCUCAUUUGUAAUUGUUUUUUUUUUUUUUUAUGCUUCCAACUGUGACUUUGCAAGUUUAUGUAUAUUUAUCAGUAACCGGACAGGUAGCCAAUAAGAGCGCCUUGCCGCACGAGCCCUCGCCUGCUCGGCACCGUAUCCCGCGCGCUUAUUGGACAAGCGGAGGGAACCCCGACGUGUCACACGAGCCGCUCGCGUGCAGACUGUGAUUGUAUAAAUACCGAGCAGAAGCGCUUGUGUCUGGAGUGCUGCAGUUUGGCUCGGAGACAGUUCGGACUGCUGUCAUUUGUUAUAGUCAGCUAGCUACCCUGAGAGCUGCCAGGAGACGGCGGGACUGUCGACCGUUUACUUUUCGGUUGUUUUUCGCUCUUGUGCGAACCUGAAGAUGCCAGCCGGUACUUUCGAAAGAGCAUCUCCGUCUGGUGUUGCGGCUGUCCCGGCAAGAGGCGACUCUACCCCAGGGAAACCUCGCACUCUGGCAGAGAACAGAAAGUCCUCCAAGCCAAUUAUGGAGAAGCGGCGACGCGCGCGCAUCAAUGAGAGCCUGGGUCAGCUGAAGACCCUCAUCCUGGACGCGCUCAAGAAAGACAGCUCCAGGCACUCCAAGCUGGAGAAGGCCGACAUCCUGGAGAUGACGGUAAAGCACCUGAGGAACCUGCAGCGGCUUCAGAUGACAGCGGCUUUAAACACAGACCCAUCCAUCCUGGGGAAGUACCGAGCUGGUUUCAGCGAGUGCGUUGGAGAGGUUACCCGUUUCCUGUCCACGUGUGAAGGAGUCACAGCCGAAGUAAGGACUCACCUCCUCGGCCACCUCGCGGCCUGUGUGACCCAGAUUAACCUGUAUGGACCUCACCUGGGCGACCUGGGACAGACCAGCGGUACGCAGAUCAGCGCGCCUCCGGCCCUGCGGGCGUCCCUCAAGGGUGGCUCACUAUCCACCGAAGCCAUGAAACUGUACGGAGGCUUCCAGGUGGUGGCGUCUCCAGACGGACACUUUGCGUUUCUUAUUCCCGGCGCAGCUUUCACACCUCUGAGUGUACAGAACAGCCACCAUGUGUCACCUGUUGCACCUGCUGUCACCUCAGACUCUGUGUGGAGACCGUGGUAGGGACCAUGGAGGUGGGGAAAAAAUGACAAUAAGACAAUAAAUCAUAUUUUUUGUUGUACAUUUUGUAAAUACUUUAGGGAAUAUUUCUUAACAGAUUCUUUUAUCUACAUUUAUAUUGGCAUACAUGCAUGGGAAGAGAUAUUUCUCUUUCUCUUUGCCUUAGUUGACAUAUAAAAUGCUGAUUGUUCUUAAAAGCACUGCCUGUUCAUAAAUAAACAAAACGUGUUUAUAAUGUGUAAAAGAUGUAUUAUUUAAAAAGAAUAGCCAUCUGACCAUAUCACUUUCAUUUAUUCUCUACCCACACUUGAUUUUCUCAGUUUUCUGGCUGGAUUAAAUAUUUAUUUAAAGAGGUAAAGAUCCUAAAACGGUUCCUGUCGUGUUCAAAUAGACGAGACUUUACUCAAAAGUGUUCAAAAUCUGAGUUUAUGUUUAUAAGACUCUGGCUCAGCAGGGUCAGUCUAAGUGUGUUCUAUCAUUAGGCUGGCCGUCCUUACAUCUGUCCUGAAUAUUAGGCUGGGGAUUCUACACAACUCUGUCUGCACAGAACCUGGAAAGACAAGGUGUUCCCACCAAUAGACUGGUUUCUGAGGGAUCACAGCCUGCAGGAUGUAUCAGACCAGCUAAAGCCAGAUGAGCUCAAAAUCACAGGAGUGAUGGUUUAGAGAUGUCUACAGUGUGGCUUGGAGGCCACUUGUGUUCCAACCCUGAGUAGAAGUAUCUAGUUUAUUUACUAUUGAUCAACAUUAUUAGCUUUUUCUUCUUUUACUCUUUCCUCUGGUUUAUUAUUUCGUUUGUAUUUCCUUUUAG
Molecule: messenger RNA, 2939 nt
Organism: Poecilia reticulata (guppy)
Lineage: Eukaryota; Metazoa; Chordata; Actinopteri; Cyprinodontiformes; Poeciliidae
Product: transcription factor HES-1-like
Biological process (GO): regulation of DNA-templated transcription
Molecular function (GO): DNA binding; protein dimerization activity
Source: RefSeq, a predicted model, not a curated record